Echinops telfairi (small Madagascar hedgehog) is the source of this 1123-nucleotide messenger RNA. RefSeq names its product WW domain binding protein 1 (gene WBP1). NCBI's taxonomy places the organism in Eukaryota, Metazoa, Chordata, Mammalia, Afrosoricida, Tenrecidae. The transcript is spliced from 4 exons. The record is from RefSeq and is a predicted model, not a curated record. Gene Ontology annotation, molecular function: WW domain binding. The coding region runs from base 170 to 982 and encodes 270 amino acids.
GGACCUAGUUGGCCGAGCUCUCCCUGGAUGGAAGCUCCUGCGACGGAGUGAUGGUGGCGGCAGCGAAGAUGGGCCGGGCAGGGACCAUGGCGGUGGCAGCAGAGGUGGCAGGGGCGGGGUGGCUGGCGAUAGAGGCGGCUCUGGUCUUCAGGGGGCUGUAAGCGGAGGAAUGGCUCGGGCCAGCGGCGUGAACAGCAGCGAGGAGGCCUGGGGGGCACUUCGGUCGCCGCAACAGCAGCUUCGAGAACUGUGUCCCGGAGUGAACAACCAGCCCUACCUCUGUGAGAGCGGUCACUGCUGUGGGGAGACGGGCUGCUGCACCUACUACUACGAGCUUUGGUGGUUCUGGCUGCUCUGGACUGUCCUCAUCCUCUUUAGCUGCUGUUGCGCCUUCCGUCACCGACGGGCUAAGCUCCGGCUGCAACAACAGCAGCGGCAGCGUGAGAUCAACUUGUUGGCCUACCAUGGGGCAUGCCACGGGGCUGGCCCUGUCCCUGCUGGUUCAGUGCUUGACCUCCGCCUCCUCAGCGCCUUCAAACCGCCAGCCUAUGAGGAUGUGGUCCACCGCCCGGGCACACCACCACCUCCUUACACUGUGGGCCCCAGCCGCCCCUCAGCCGCUUCCAGUGAAUGUACCCACAGCUCUCCGACAUCCAGCAGCCCUACCCACUGCGAGGGAACCAAUGUGGAAGGUGUCCCAAGCCACCAGCAUGACCCCCCUCACCAGGAGGGUAUGCCUAGGGUUGGAGUGAGCUCUGCCUCCACACCCCCAUGCCGCUACCGCCGUCUGACUGGUGACUCUGGCAUUGAGCUCUGCCCCUGCCCAGACUCCAGUGAAGGCAGCGAGCCUGUCAAAGAGGCAAGCUCUCUUACCACCACUCCCCAUCUGGAGCACCACUCCCCUUGUGUACUGCCCCCAACUUCUAUACUCCACGUCUCUCCUGUGGGGCUGGCUUCAGGUGAAGGGGACAUCCCCGAGUAGUUUUGGGAGGGAGCUGGGCAGGUUUCUUGCUCACCCAAAACAGCCCUGGUCCCCAACUCCUGGAAUUCUCCUUGACCCUGCCCUUUCUAGAAUCUGCCUAGAGGCUGGAGCCCUUAAGAGAGGCAGUGUCUGGGGGAACUG